This is a messenger RNA of Medioppia subpectinata, 375 nucleotides long. NCBI's taxonomy places the organism in Eukaryota, Metazoa, Arthropoda, Arachnida, Sarcoptiformes, Oppiidae. The record is from the annotation of a GenBank genome assembly.
GAUAGGGCAAAGUAUACGAUUCACGGCGACGGCACCUCUAUUUGGUUUGAUAAGUGCUUUAAUAUUAUAGUUUACUCUAAUGGCAACUGUGGACUGAAUUGUGAGCACAGCUUAGCGGACGCGCCGGCAUACGCACACAUGUGGGAGUACGCCCUUUGCCGGGAUGUGAUUGAAAGGACAUUUGAUGACGACGGUACUUGUAUGCCUCCAAACCAGACCUUCAGACAGGGAUCGCUGAAAGAUGUCGUAAGAAUUGAUUGGGACUUAAGUUCACAAGAAUUGAAGCGCAAAAUCAAUAGUGCGCUCACAUCCGCCCGAAAGUCUAACCAAGACUUGGAUUUAGUUGUCUUCGAUCACAAGGAUUGGGGAAAAGGA